GGAAGUGGGCGGAACUCCAUGAAAGCCAUGUUUGGACCGGGCAGCAAGCCGGAAGUAGGUGGAAGAAUGGCGGAAGUGGCUGGGGAGCGGGGGGGCCCCCUAAGGGGGCGGUUCCCAUUCCACCUCGGAGCCGGAUGUUUGCCGAGCUUUGACAGGCGUGGCAGAGGGAGCUUUGCCUGAGCGCGGUUUUUCGUCCUGUUCUUCUGGAGGGAACAGACUUAGCCAUGGAUCCCCUCUCAGAACUGCAAGAUGACCUUACCCUGGAUGAUACCAGCCAAGCUCUGAACCAGCUGAAGCUGGCCUCCAUUGAUGAGAAGAACUGGCCUUCUGAUGAAAUGCCGGACUUCCCCAAGUCAGAUGACUCCAAAAGCAGUUCUCCGGAACCUGUCACGCACUUGAAAUGGGAUGACCCUUACUACGAUAUUGCCCGGCACCAGAUAGUGGAAGUAGCAGGUAAGCAUGCCUGGUGCUGUACCUUUUCCCUCAUGGUCUGUGUUCCUGGCUUCUCUGCCACCAAGAAAGAGCAAAUUUUGUGCCUAGCCUCUGGUCUGUUCUUAUGAAACCUUCCCUUAUGA
Acomys russatus (golden spiny mouse) is the source of this 575-nucleotide messenger RNA. Its product is annotated as rho GTPase-activating protein 1-like. The transcript has 3 exons. Bases 225 to 560 code for a protein of 111 amino acids. The record is from RefSeq and is a predicted model, not a curated record. NCBI's taxonomy places the organism in Eukaryota, Metazoa, Chordata, Mammalia, Rodentia, Muridae.